Vicugna pacos (alpaca) is the source of this 3671-nucleotide messenger RNA. The record is from RefSeq and is a predicted model, not a curated record. NCBI's taxonomy places the organism in Eukaryota, Metazoa, Chordata, Mammalia, Artiodactyla, Camelidae.
AGACGGCUUUGGAUAAAAAUGUACUUGUUUCUGAAACAGUUAAGCACCUGGCCCUCUGGCCUGCCAGGAUCCUGUGCUUGGUAGAAUUCUACUCUUAGGUACACUUUUCUUCUGGGCUGCCUACCUCGGCACCUGCAACCUAUUUGCCACAAGUGGACCCAGGGAUGUCCCUCUGCUCCUCGUGGAGUUAACACUGGAUGGAGCAGAGCUCAGAGCCAGCAGUUACACAACCACUGAAGAACUUUCCAGGACCCCUCGCUUCAGCUCCUCAUUGAAAUUCAGGGAGCGGUGCUCCUCCUCUGGCUUAAGUGCAGUUCUGCUGGGCUUUUGUUUGUCUGUGAAUAGUUCUUGCUGGAAGCCCAAGGCAGGAUGACUUGGUAAGGGGAACCCUCACCCAGAGACCAGCGCUCCUAAUGCCUGAACCACCGCAGAGAAGGUGCAGAACCAGCAAGACUCAGCACGGGAAACAGAGCCCAGGGUUAGAGCCAAAGAAGCAGAUCCACGCCAUGUCCCGGGAGGCGCAGUGCAGGGAGGAGCUGGGCUAUGACCGGACGCCCACCCUGGAGCGUGGAAGGCCAGACGUGGGGAGCUGCACCCCAGACGCCAGGCCCAGGGAACUUCAGCUGGCAACGCGGCUCCCCCUGUGCUUCAGCCACAAGACCUGGGUCUUCUCCGUGCUGAUGGGGAGCUGCCUGCUCGUGACCUCAGGGUUUUCACUCUACCUGGGAAAUGUGUUUCCUUCUGAGAUGGACUACCUGCGUUGUGCUGCGGGUUCGUGUGUCCCCUCGGCCAUUGUGAGCUUUGCCGUCUCAGGGAGAAAUGUCAAUGUGAUUCCAAACUUUCAGAUACUGUUUGUUUCCACGUUUGCUAUUACCACUACUUGUUUGAUCUGGUUUGGAUGCAAACUGGUCCUGAACCCGUCUGCAGUAGACAUCAAUUUCAACCUGAUUCUGCUGCUGCUGCUGGAGCUGUUCAUGGCGGCCACGGUGAUCAUCUCCGCGCGGUCUAGCGAGGCGCAUGGCAAGCGAAAGGGUUCCGUCUCUGAGAGUGCCAACCCUCUGUAUGAAGUGACAUUUCCUGCUCGGGUCCUGAAAUCCUAUUCAGUCAUCGAGGUGAUCGCUGGCAUCUCCGCCGUCCUUGGAGGGGUCAUCGCUCUGAACCUGGACGACGCCGUCUCGGGCCCCCACCUCUCUGUGACGUUCUUUUGGAUCCUAGUGGCCUGUUUUCCAAGCGCCAUUGCCAGUCAUGUGACAGCAGAGUGUCCCAGCAGGUGUCUGGUGGAGGUGCUGACCGCCAUCUGCAGCCUGGCGUCCCCACUGCUGUUUGCGGCCUCCGGGUACCUGUCCUUCAGCGUGACGAGAAUCCUGGAGGUCUUUCAGGACUACCCGCCGGCCUUCAAGUCCUAUGACGUGCUCCUGCUGCUCCUCCUGCUGGAGCUGCUGCUGCAGGCCAGCCUCAACACGGGCACCGUCCUCCAGUGCGUGCGCUUCAAAGUGGGCGCGUCCUGGGACCCAGCGCCGGCCGGCCAGCAGGAGCGCCCUGCGGGGGAGGUGUCCAGAAGCCCCCUGAAGGAGUUUGACAAGGAGAAAGCCUGGAGAGCCGUCGUGGUGCAGAUGGCCCAGUGACCGCGGCCCGGCGAGGAGGCCCAGGCCGGCCCGGCCCCACACGUCGCCGGUGGUGGUCCCCGGGGAGCUGCUGCUCCCCUCUCGUAGGGCAGGCCCGGCUGCAAGGUGGAGUUUUCAUUUCUUACAGUAGUUUAAUUCUGAUAUAGGCGAAUGCUGACUAUUUUGUGCUUGUGGGGGGGUCAGUUCAGCGCUCCCGAGGUGGUCUGAACGCAGAGGCAGUGGCUCCAGUUCGGUGGUGAAGGCGGGGCCCAGGCUGCGGCUGGACUCUCCCGGCGCGGUAUUUCGGCAACCACGAUUCCCCCGCUGCCGUGCCUGCUUCUCUGCACCUCUGUAGCCCCCCUGCCCUGUCUGGUGCGCACCUGCCGUCUGCAGCCGUGUGGGUCUCACCCACUGGGCACUCCUCCUCUUAGGAGCCCGGCCGGCCCGGCGUCGUCUCCUUGACAAGGUGGCCGAGCUGAGUGCUUGUGUCCUGUCUCAAGAGCCAGCAGAACCACAGGGCAGCCCCCACGGCCCUCACUUUCCCUGCGUGAAACCCACAUGGCUGCAUUUCUGCCCUCCCAUUACACUUAAAUGCAGUCUUUCUGGGAGGGCCCCGUUCCGUAGCACUGGUGCGCGUCCGGGCACCCUGCCUGGAGCCUGCAUUCGUCCUGAGCCCUCCAUCAACAGCCACACUAGGGCCGACCCUGUCCUCUGUGGCAGCUCACUGCUCUCUGGGGGUGGGGUCAUCGUCCCUGAGAACUGGCCGCAUCUCUGUGUCGUGAUGGCCUCUGUGUUGGGACGAGGCUGAGCCCCUCCUUCCCUCCUGCCAUGCUGUCUCUGCUCCCUCAGGCCAGGCCCUGCUUAAAACGCAAGACAGCCCCCCUGGCAUCCUCACAGGGUGUCACUGGGCAUUCUGCGGCCCUCCCCUCCUCCUAACCAGCAGUUCACCCUGGCCCGCACUCACUCACCCGAGGGCCUAGCCCCGGCCAGGGCCUCCUCCAUCUACCACCUGCCAGACUGCAGGGACACUUUGGGUGUGAGAAUUACACUUGCUUCGAUCAGAAUCAGCCAAGAAUCAGUUGCUGUGACAUCUCUUUGUCCCCUGAAUGCACCCAGAAUCUUCUGGAAGAACUGCACACGUCUCUCAGUUGACACGGCCACCAAUGCACCUCUAGGGAGUUGGCAGCAUCUCCUAAAAGGGGAAUGCUGGUCGGUCCAGGAACUGUCUUCAGGCCUGCACACUCAUUCGCAAGGCUACACAUCAUGGUGGUUCUGGGUCUUUCUCCCCACUGGAAGGAGGCGAGCAGCUGUGUUGGAGAUGCUGACGCUGGCUUUUUACUAAGUUGAGGGGCAUUAAUCAGUCCUCUGUGGGCUGGUGGCAACACCUGGCCACACCUGGGGCCAUUCUGAUCAACGGGCUACAGCGCCAGGGGACGAGGGCGGGCUGGGGCCAGCCAACUGUGGACCCAGUGGGGGGGUUCGAGGGUGGCCCCUGGUUUCUCACUUCUGAGCCCUGGUGACUGGCUGCCUAGGUGUCUUCAUGGUAUUCACAAGUGGGGUCAUGACUUUCAGUCAAAUGGGGAUGCAGGUGAGACACCUGGAAGGUGGAGGUGCCAGCCCUGGCAGCAUGGUCCUCAGCCCGGCGUCCUCGGCAGCUCUGGCGGUAAGAGCAUGUGAGGGGCCAGGCAGACGUAGGCCUCAGUCAGGUCCCCAAACAAGCCCAGGGCAGCGAGGCGGCUCUCACCUGCACCCAAGUGACCCCACCCUGCCGCAGCCAGCCGGGGCCAGUUCCCUUUCCUGUGGCUCCAGGGGUAGGGCCGGGGCUCUGCCUCUGCCUGGAUGGGAGCUACAAGGAUAUUUCCCUGGGGAUUCAGAAAGUCUGAGUCUUAGAGCUGAAACUGGGUGCCUGGGGGCUUCACACAGGCUUGCCCUUUCUUAUUUCAGAGCGAGCUUGAAAAAUCCAGACAAAUAGGGUUUUAAAAGUAUAUAAUCCUGUCUCUGUCAGUUUGCAUUUUUGUGUGAUAGAGUUAAUACCACCUGAGCAAUAAAGGCUAACAUGUACACGUG